Molecule: messenger RNA, 2283 nt
Organism: Vicia faba (fava bean)
Lineage: Eukaryota; Viridiplantae; Streptophyta; Magnoliopsida; Fabales; Fabaceae
Source: the annotation of a GenBank genome assembly
AUGUCACCCAGUUUCAUCUUCGACCCUCCCAGUGACGAAGAAAUCGAACUCUCCGAGCACGAAUCUGAUUCGGAAUCAGACCAAGAACAACCUGAAUCACCAUCUCCAUCACAAUCACAAUCAGAAUCAGAGCUAGAAUCAGAAGAAGAUGAAGUCAUAGAACCGCGGGUUUCGAAAAAGAAAACACAGUCUCCAUGGGAUUUCACUAAAUACUCUGAAUCAGUAGCUGAAGAACACGCUCGUAGAAGUACUACCUCAGUAAAUGACAAAAUCUCAGCCGUCAGACAACGUUCAGCGCCGGUCGUUGCGUUGCCGGACUCGGAUGAAGACAGUGCCUCUGACUCUGAGCCUGAUAAACAAGAAGAUUAUAGACCAGAAGAAGAAGAUGAAGAAGAGGGUAAUGCUGGUGACACUAAGUCCUUUUUUGCUCCUUCUGAUGGAGCCUCUUUCAGUGCUGAUUCCUUCUUGCAACUCAAUUUGUCUCGCCCGUUGCUCAGGGCUUGUGAGGCCUUGGGGUAUGCUAAACCAACACCAAUUCAGGCGGCUUGUGUACCAUUAGCAUUGACUGGUCGUGAUAUAUGUGGAAGCGCCAUUACUGGAUCAGGAAAGACAGCUGCUUUUGCACUACCUACUUUAGAGAGGUUGCUGUUUCGUCCAAAACGCGUGUAUGCAAUAAGGGUCCUUAUUCUUACUCCAACCAGAGAGUUGGCUGCCCAAGUUCACAGCAUGAUAGAAAAGCUUGCUCAAUUUACUGACAUAAGGAGUUGUCUGAUUGUCGGUGGUCUGUCAACAAAGGUGCAAGAGGCUGCCUUGAGAUCAAUGCCAGACAUUGUUGUGGCUACUCCAGGACGUAUGAUAGACCAUUUACGCAAUUCUAUGUCGGUGGAUUUGGAUGAUCUUGCUGUUUUAAUCCUCGAUGAAGCUGAUCGUCUUUUGGAGCUUGGAUUUAGUGCUGAAAUUCAGGAACUUGUUCGCGUGUGUCCCAGAAAAAGGCAGACCAUGCUUUUUUCAGCAACCAUGACCGAGGAGGUUGAUGAUCUUAUUAAACUUUCCCUAUCAAAACCACUGCGUCUUUCUGCUGAUCCAUCUGCAAAACGGCCAGCAUCCUUGACUGAGGAGGUGGUUAGAAUAAGAAGAAUGCGUGAAGUCAAUCAGGAAGCAGUUCUUCUUGCAAUGUGUACCAAAACUUUUACUUCUAAAGUGAUCAUUUUCAGUGGAACAAAGCAAGCGGCACAUAGACUAAGGAUUAUAUUUGGAUUAUCUGGAUUGAAAGCUGCUGAGCUUCAUGGAAAUCUUACUCAGGCCCAACGUCUUGAAGCUUUGGAACAGUUCAGGAAGCAACAAGUGGAUUUUUUGGUUGCAACUGAUGUGGCUGCUCGUGGUCUUGACAUUAUCGGUGUUCAAACAGUUAUCAAUUUUGCAUGUCCACGCGAUCUUACCAGCUAUGUUCAUCGAGUGGGUCGUACUGCAAGAGCUGGAAGAGCGGGAUCUGCUGUCACAUUUGUUACUGAUAAUGAUCGGUCACUUCUAAAAUCUAUUGCAAAGAGGGCUGGUUCAAAGCUGAAAAGCCGCAUUGUGGCAGAGCAAUCUAUACUCAAGUGGUCUCAAGUAAUUGAGCAAAUGGAGGAUCAAAUUUCUGAAGUACUUCAAGAAGAGAGGGAAGAAAUGAUCCUAAGGAAAGCUGAAAUGGAGGCCACAAAGGCCGAAAACAUGAUUGCACACAGGGAUGAGAUCUUCUCCCGCCCCAAAAGAACCUGGUUUGUUACAGAGAAGGAGAAGAAGCUUUCAGCUAAAGCAGCAAAGGCAUCCAUGGACAAGGAAAAUGGGUCUUCUCAGAAGAUGGUUAGUGCCCAGGAAGCUGAAGACCUAAAAUUGAAGGAAAAGAGGAAACGGGAGCGAGAGAAAAAUAUGCCUAGAAAGAAACGCAGAAAAUUGGAAGCAGCUAGAGAGAUGUUGGAGGAUGAGGAGCAGGAUGACAAGCCAAAAGGUAAGGGGACAGAUAAGAAUGAAAAGGGUGGAAUGACACUUGCUGAUCUUGCAUACAGACGUGCAAAAGCAGUAAAGGCCGUCAAGAGGGCACUAGAUUCUGGAAAGAUUGUGAAGAAGCCUCAGAAGAAAUCUAAUAAAUCCAAUCCUCGAAAGACUUCCUCUUCAAGGACAGAAGAGAUGCGGGAGCUAUUCCAGACUGACAUGAAGGAUAAAAAGCCAAAACAGAGAGGUUCUGGACUAGGAAAGAAGCCCAAUAAAUCAUUCAAAAGCAAGUCAAGGUACAAAAGGAAGUAG